GUAUCGCUAAGAAAUAGAAAAAAUCUGCCAACACACCAAUUUUUACGGAAGUAAAAUAAUUUUUCUGCGCAGCAAUUUGACGCACAAUGACGUCAUUUCAAGAUUACUUCCGUUUCGAAAAUAUCAAAAAUCUCCAUAGUUAUCUCUGUUUUGCGAGUUUGUGUCUGUAUGAUGGUGGGAUAUGCCAGAUCUGCACCAACAACGACAGUAUCCCCAGCGUACCCUUGGCAGAAGCCAGUGGCAUGCAUAAACUGCCAAGGAGGGUCUGGAGGAGAUGGAUGGGAAGGGGUCACUCCCUCUCCAUCAGAUCGUGCCCAUGAAUAUCAUGUGAUUAGCGCCUUAGCUCAAAAUAUAAAGACAAACCUGACAACUGUCAUCAAUGACUUAUAUUUGGGAAAGGGUCUGAUCGCAAACAGUGACAAGGAAGAACUUGACAAGUACUCUUAUCCUGCAUUUGGCGAGUUUCCCACUCUCCCAUCCCUUCCCACAAAUGAUGUCAGCAUUUCCCUUAAACGAGCUUAUGGCGAUAUCCAACUUGUAUCAUCAUUCGUUGAACAAUUGCGCCAAGAACAUGACCUCCAAGCUUCAGUGGACACAAUGAGUCUUGAAAUGGC
Owenia fusiformis is the source of this 614-nucleotide messenger RNA. Lineage: Eukaryota; Metazoa; Annelida; Polychaeta; Sabellida; Oweniidae. The record is from the annotation of a GenBank genome assembly.